CACGCAUUAUUCACGCGCUUCUGGUGGACGCGAUAAAAAAAAUCGGAGUGCCACCUCUGGAAGGGCCUUCGUCGAUUUAGCGAGAUUGGAAUUCGUGGCUGGACCCUUCCAGGUCGCGUCGGCAUGGCGAGCAUAGCGGCCGCCGGUCUCGAGGUGCACGAGGCGGGUCGAGCGUUACGCGUGCAAACGGAAACACCGCAUCUCGUCUCCAUGGGAAGCGGUCGACUGUCGACGGCCGUGACUUUGCAUCCUCUACCCACAGGUAAGAUCACGCUUGGAUCAAACCGAGAUGCGGACAUUUUGGUGGCCGGCACCGGCAUCGAACCCGUGCAUUGUGCUAUCGAGAACAAUAAUGGUGUGGUCACUUUGUACCCCAUAAAUGGCAAUACGUUUGUCGAUGGUGUACCGAUAAAUUCACCAGUGAGACUCGCGCAAGGUUGCAUGCUAUCGAUAGGUCGGUCGAAUUACAUGCGCUUUAAUCAUCCAGCCGAGGCUAAACACCUACGAUCUGUCUUUCCCCACUCGAGAAUCUCAAUGGCGCCGAUAAGUUUUGCUCCUCCUGACGGCCAGACGCAGGAGAAUCAUCACUUAGAGCGAAAGCCACCAGUUGCACCGCGGAAAUCUCCCAGGAACUCUUGCUCCGACGACGAGAUGGGCUUUCUAAGCAAGCUGACCAAGUUCGAGAUGCUGUCGAAGCAAAACAGAACCAAUUGCGUUUCACCGAAGGUUUUCCCCGCCGACGCUCUCACGACAAAUGUGCCAGCCGACCAGAUCCUCGGUCACUCGAGAUCGUCGAGCCUGGUGUCCUUGUCGAAAUCUCCGGCGAACGGUUUUACCGUGAACGGUAAUGUCGAAUCGGUGUCGCAGAAUUCGAUUGCUUAUCACGGCGGGACUUGUCAGCGAUCGGAUUCGCGUCUCAGUAACUCAGCAACGGCAACUCGUUCGAACGCAGUCAGCUUGCAAUGCCAGAGUCACAAUCAGAUCAGGAUGUACUCAGCGGAAGCAUAUCUAAAAACGUGCAAGCCGUACCAUGAGAAUAACAACAAAAACGCCCAAUCGCCGUCGUCUUUCGGAAUGACGUCUCCAAAGAUCGUCACCGCUCGAAGCGACGACCUGAUGUCUCGAAGUAUGACUUGUCAGAGCUCGAACGACCUCGACCAUCUCGUCGAUAGGGACUUCGACAUGAGUCAAAGCCUUAUCGUCACGAAAACGACUACGACGGAAUUUCUACAGUUGGAGAAAUACGGAUCGAAUCCGAGUAUCUGUAACGCGAACACCAGCGGAGACGCCGGCGUCGGAAUCUCGAGACCAUCUACCGCUCAGGGCUUCGGCUCGAAUCCAAAUGUUAAGCGAAUUCUACCACCAAGCCCGGCAUUUAAUCGAAAUCCGAGAUACAGCGAGCAAAAGAGGAUUUACGCGAGAGUCAAGAGUCCCACCCCGAGUGUCGGUAGCAAUUGCUCCCUCGAAGAGCUGCGAGAAAGGCAAGCUGACGCGGAGAACAAACGCAGGGAGGCGGAGACCAAGCGGAAACAAGCGCAGGAAGAGAGGUUGCGGGAGCAAGAGGUCGAGAGGCAGGAGAAAAUGAGGCUCGAGGAAAUCUUGGCAAUGUGUGCCGAAUACGAAAGACAAAGCACCGUCGAAAAGCCGAGGCAGCCUAAUCGGAUUAUAACAAACGGAUCUCUUCCGCGCGAUAAGAGACUCGGCUAUGCUUCUUCUUUCGACAGUCCUAAGAGCCCGUCGAAAAAUCAACCGCACUUCUCCUUCGACGUUGGCAAGCAAAUCAAUGUUUGGGGAGGUACCUCGUCAUACGAGAACGUAUCCAUGCAAAAUUCUAAAAUGAUUUUCCAAAAUGGCAACUCACCUAUCAUCGGUCGUAAGGAUCAAUCUGCUCAAGUUGAAAAUUAUUCGUGUGACGUUACCGCAGAAUCGUCACACGCAAUUAUACCGAGUAACAACCAACCGACGAAGUAUUCUAACGUUCAAAAUACGAAUGGCAAUGGUAGCUUCUCAGGCUCGAUUUCUCGUUGCGGCAACUACGAAAACGUUAUCAUCGGCAAUAAAAAAACCGGCAGCUAUACCGAUGGAACGGGAAAUAUAAAGGCUGAUAAUGAUACCAAAGGCUCGCCGUCCACGUACGGAACGAUUCGACUGAACGGUACGAAAAUCGAACCACAACAAGCAGCGCAAAAUGGGAGCACGAAUAUUUACGAAAAUAUCGUGUUAUCACCGACAACGCGAAAAAACAAUCAGAAUCAUUCCAUGCCAAAGAAAAGCAGCCAAUUGUCGAACUCGUGCGAGAUGAUAGAAAACAAGCUGGCCAUAUCGAACGACGAUCUUCUUGAGGCGAUCGAGCAGUUAUCUAUGCUUUCAAAAUCCAAAGAAAUCUGCGUGACUCCUAAGCGAAACAAUUCUGAAAUGGACAACGCAAAGUCCAACGAGGCGAAAGCCGACAAAGAGAGGAAACAGCUAGAAGAGGAAGACAAGAAGAAGUAUAUAGAAUUUCUGCAGAAUGAGAAAUUACAUAUUCUUGGCAAUAUGGAUGCUUUGAAAAGGAGCGUUGUCGAAAUUGAAACUCAAGAGGAAGAAGUCAGUAGAGAGCUCGAAUUGGAGAAAGCACUUCUAUCCGCGGAGUAUGAAUCGGAAUCUCUGAAGCUCACGCAAGACGAAGGAGAGAAGAUAAAGGUGCAAAUGCGAAUAAAUGAACUGGAGAGAGAAAUGGCGGAGGAUAACGCGACUCAUUCGAAUUUGCAAACUGAAGCGAAACAACGUGUUCAAAAGGCUCAACAAACUUGCGCUUGGCUAGACGAACAGUUGACCAAUUGUACGGAUGAAAUUAUACAGCAGGAUAUUGCCGACAAGCUAGCGACGCAGCAAGACACAUUAGAGAGCGAAAGAAAAGCUUUCGAGGACUUGGAGUUUCAUCAUCUCGAAGAAGAGGCGAGUAAAUUGGCCACGAGAGAAGAGCUACAAAGAUACUUGACGGAUCUUACAAGCAAGAUCGAAGGUAGAAAGUCGCAACUGACUCAUCUAGAAUCACAGCGAACCGAGGUGAAGAACACGGCGACUAAAGAUGCUAGAAGUCUAGAGAGACAGAAAUUGGGACAUUUGAAGCGAUUGGAAGAAGCUCGAAAUCGAAUACGAGAGAUAAAUGAAGAGCUCGGCUAUCUCGCCCAAAACUCUGCUGAAUACUCCGAGGAAAAAAGAUCUCCGAGUAGAGAAGACUUUGAUAGAAUCUCCAGAGUGACCAAUGAUUCUCCUAUCGUAAAUAAUCAAGGUAGCUUAGGAAGAAAAACGAUCGAAUCGCUGAAAGAAAUUGAAAGGAAUCGGCAGCUUCAUUUAGCUAAACAAGGGAGCCAAGUAAUUUCGGAGGAGAGACGUAGAGUCGAAGAAUUAAAGAGGCGCGUGCAGGAUGAGGUACGUUCGCAGUGGGAAGAAAGAAAAAUGAACUGUGCGUCUUUCAACAGCGUCGAAUCUGGUGAAGAAUCUUCCAGUUACUCCACCGGACCAACAGAGAGUGGUAGCGGAAGUACCGACAGCGCGGAAGGUGGAACCAGCGAAAAAUUAUCCCCUAGCAAACUUUCGGAACUUACUUCACCCAGUCCAGGGCCAUCAAACAAUUCUUAUAGUUUACUUCAAAAUGACAAU
Messenger RNA from Monomorium pharaonis (pharaoh ant), 3645 nucleotides. RefSeq lists its product as uncharacterized. Lineage: Eukaryota; Metazoa; Arthropoda; Insecta; Hymenoptera; Formicidae. Gene Ontology annotation, molecular function: protein binding. The record is from RefSeq and is a predicted model, not a curated record.